GCGCUUAUAAAUCCAGCGCGAGCAGCUCGGAGCGCGCAUACUCGGGUCAACCCGCACCGAAUGUCCACCUCUCCUCAGACAAACAUCCAGCUCCGUCCGGUACCGGAGAGAAAGGCUCUGGUCUGAGGCUGUAUGCGGCUCCAGGCGUCCAGCAUGAAGACCAUCCUGGCUGCCUACUCCGGCGUCCUCAGAGGCACUGGCUCCAGCAUCUUCUCUUCCCUGCAGGACCUGCCUUCAGCUGUCUGGCCAUGCAGGUCCAAGGUGGAGAAACAUCUGCAGGUCAUCUCUGUGCUACAGUGGGUUCUCUCCUUUCUAGCCAUGGGUAUCGCCUGCACCCUGCUGCUGGUUUACAUGUUCUGUACCGACUGCUGGCUCAUCGCUGCCGUUUACACCGCCUGGCUGAUCAUGGACUGGAACACGCCUAGACAAGGUGGCAGGAGGUCCUCCUGGGUGAGGAACUGGACGAUGUGGACGUAUUUCCGUGAUUAUUUUCCCAUCAGGCUCAUUAAAACCCACGAUCUGCUGCCCAGUAGGAACUACGUCUUUGGCUACCACCCCCACGGCAUCUUCUGCUUUGGUGCUUUCUGUAACUUUGGAACGGAGGCAACAAGCUUCUCAAAGAAGUUCCCAGGCAUCAAGCCCUCCUUGGCGACCCUGGCGGGAAACUUCCGUCUGCCUGUCCUUCGAGACUACCUGAUGUCUGGGGGUAUCUGCCCAGUGAACAAGAACUCUAUGGACUACCUGCUGUCCUGUAACGGAACUGGGAACGCCGUCGUUAUCGUCGUUGGAGGAGCUGCAGAGUCUCUGCACUGUGCUCCUGGCAUGAAUUCUGUCACUCUGCAGAACCGUAAAGGCUUUGUGAAACUGGCCCUGCAGAAAGGAUCCGAUCUAGUUCCGGUGUAUUCCUUUGGAGAAAACGACGCAUACAAGCAGGUGUUCUUUGAGGAGGGCACCUGCUGGAAAUCCCUGCAGAAGAAGCUACAGAAGAUUUUGGGCUUUGCUCCAUGUCUUUUCUACGGCAGCUCCUGGGGCAUUGUGCCGUUUUCCAACCCCAUCACCACCGUAGUCGGCGAGCCGAUAACUGUGCCAAAGAUUGAGAACCCAACUCCAGAGGUGGUGGAUCUCUACCAUGGGAUGUACGUCAGAUCACUUCAUGGCCUUUUUGAGAAGUACAAGACACGGUUUGGGAUGAAGGAGAGUGACGUCCUGCACAUCCAGUGAGAGGACGAGGAGCUGCUGAUGAAUCUGAGAACUGUGAAAGAAACCCUGCCCUCCUCCUGCUCGCUAGGCCGGCUGAUCCCAGAACUGUGACACCAGCAGAAUCUUGUUUUUUUAGAUGAACUGCUGAACUCCACUUAAGCUCCUGCUUAGGACCUGGCAGGUUUCGCUCUGGUGGCCUCUCUGCUGACUUACACCUCCGUUAAAUGCUGUGCCUUUUGUAUCUAUUAUUCCUUCCGGAGCUGCAAAAUCACACAGAGAUGAAGAAUGCUCUGUUCUCUUUUCACUUUCUGACUCUGAGGUGUGCUGAAUGUGCUAACAGUGCUACUACUGUAGUACCAGGGUGAUGAACCAGGGAUGCUGUUCCCUCUGCUGCACCGAUUCCUCCUGUCGGACCAGCCACAAGCUUCCUGCAGGAUGGACCGGUGCAGAAGUGCCUGUGCUUGUUAAAGCCAUAAAGUAUUGAUUGUAUUCUGUGGAGAGGAUGAAGCUCCUCCCUCAGUAAUCAUUUUUCAUGCACUUUUUGUAUUUUCUAAUUGCCUUCUGAGGACUCGGUCAAGAAAAAGCCUUUGAGGAUUUGCUUUUUGCAGAACCGCCGUGGUGCUGCUUCUCUUGCCUCCUUUUAGCCGUUCUGGUUUCUGGGCUGAGAUUUGGAUGAAUUAUGUUUCAUGUUUGUAAUGAAAACGUAUUAUUUCCUACAUCUUGGAGCCUUUUGGAAAGGUUUGAGUAGAUGUUUGAAGUAGUUUUGUGUGUGAGGAACUUGAGAUCUGAUGAUAAAUUCUGUAAUCGUGCAGGGAGGUGUGAUCACUGGAGGUGAAGGGUUACUCAGUAGUUCCUUCGGUGUAGUAAGUAACUUAUUUAGUUUCUGUGGGUAUUUUCCUGUGUUCACGGCGUGUGGACAAGAAUCGUCAGAUCAAAUGAAGUUCAGUCAUGAUGAUGGGAGCUAAUAAGAUGGCCCUAAUAAGGGCAGAUCUCUUACAUGAAGAGCAGUAACAAAUCAGAAGCCUUAAUAAUGCAAGACGCUGUCUUCUAAUAUUCCAAUUAAACUUUUGUACAUUUUCAUGACA
Nothobranchius furzeri (turquoise killifish) is the source of this 2285-nucleotide messenger RNA. It is a transcript of the gene dgat2, whose product is annotated as diacylglycerol O-acyltransferase 2. Gene Ontology annotation, molecular function: diacylglycerol O-acyltransferase activity. The record is from RefSeq and is a predicted model, not a curated record. Gene Ontology annotation, cellular component: endoplasmic reticulum membrane. Gene Ontology annotation, biological process: triglyceride biosynthetic process. NCBI's taxonomy places the organism in Eukaryota, Metazoa, Chordata, Actinopteri, Cyprinodontiformes, Nothobranchiidae.